Lepus europaeus (European hare) is the source of this 7314-nucleotide messenger RNA. Its product is annotated as zinc finger protein 26-like. NCBI's taxonomy places the organism in Eukaryota, Metazoa, Chordata, Mammalia, Lagomorpha, Leporidae. Gene Ontology annotation, biological process: regulation of immune system process; negative regulation of transcription by RNA polymerase II; regulation of cytokine production. The record is from RefSeq and is a predicted model, not a curated record. The coding region runs from base 1443 to 4133 and encodes 896 amino acids. The transcript is spliced from 11 exons.
UCCUUUCCGGCGCUGGCCCCGCGCGGCAAAGUUCCUUUUCUCUGUAGUGGUCGUCUGUGGGGCGGCGGGGCUCUGAGGGGACAGAAUUCCCGUCGUUGGAGUUCCGCUCGGCGCCCUCCCGCCCGCGAGACCUGGUCCAGUGUUUAUUUUGGACACAUUAUGUUUGAGGAGAAAGACAACAACGAUUCCUGUAGUGUGCGUGUCUCUUGCAGUCUAUAGCAUUAAUAUCUCCCUCAUCUGUUUUGAAGUCACUGUGCAAGCAAGACACAUAUUUUGAUAUUUCACAUUGUAUUCUGGUAUGUUUAAGUGUUUCUUCCCUUGCUUAUAUUUUCCUGUCAACUGAAGAAUAUCUGAACGGUUGAAUUAGGGCAUAGUGAAAAAAAUCAACCUAACGCUGUUCUUAGGGAGCUUGUGAAGUAGUGGAGGCAAACGUAUAACCAAGUAAAUAGAUCUAUCACCAAUCGAUGAGGACAGUAUUAUUUCCUUUGUCUUUGAGAGUAAGUGGAAUAAAGAAGAAAGAGUGAUGAUUAAGCCAAGACCAGAAAUACAAGUUGUAGAACUUAGCCAUGCCAAAAAAGAUGGGUGUGGUCAAAGCAUUUGAGUGAAUUAGCUAAUUCCAUUUCUAGAGAGGGGAGUACAUCAGGAUAAUUCCACAUUUGAAUUAUCUUGAGUUAUCUUGUGUGUUAGGAAAAGAUUCUCCAGUAUAUAACUGAUAGGAAAUUAAGUGAUAUCUAUUCAGACAGUGAAAAGCAGGAGAGAAAAGGAGAAAACAUAAAUGUGUCUUAAUUUCUUAGGUAAAAAUCAAGAGUUUGUAGGAAUUAGAAUCAGUAGACGUUGAGUGGACGUGGUGCACCAGGACAGAGCAUCAUCAGGUACCCUUACACCUGUACUGCUAACCACCGUUAGCAGUUAUAUCCAGAGUGUGAAAUUUAUUUGAUCUGCAGUGUCUUCUAGUCCCCCAUUGGGUGUUCCUCUGAUUUGCUCUUGAGGGGUCUCCUAGGACACUGGUUAUAAAUUCUAGCACUGCCCUGACCCAGGAUAAGAUUUAGGUUUGGAUUGUUGGUUAAGUGAGGCAGAGAGGGGGCACCACAAUAAAACAUAAGAAAUAACAAGUAUUUUAUUACAGAUCCAUGAGAGAAGAGAGAUCCUCUCAAGGGCUUCUGGGAAAUUUGGAGACAGCAAGCCUCUCAGCCAGUGUUCAUCCACCUCUGAAGGGGCACAGUUCGCCUUUUCCAAGCUACCCACUGGGGAACCUCAACUUUGCCAUCACAAACAGUCCUUUGUGUAGGCACCUUACUCCACUGCUAACAGCAGGAUCCAAGUAACCUGCAUAAAGAGGAAUAGAUACUGCUGCUGUCCACUUGGAUACAUAAACUACCUUGACGUGUAUUUGGAAUCCCAGAGGAGCGUGUUCAGGCAUUUUGUACCAUCAACCUUACAGAAUGGAAAUUAUCAAAAACUUGUCUCAUGAAAAUACACUUUCUGGGGACCCAAUCUGUCCACAUGAAGAAGAGACAGAGGCAGAAAGGACUGUGGCUGAAUGCCUAAGAAAUUGUUACCAGGACUCGUUGACAUUUGACGAUGUCGUUGUGGAAUUCACUCAAGAGGAGUGGACUUUACUGGAACCAAUUCAGAGAUACCUUUACAGAGAUGUAAUGCUGGAGAACUACAAGAAUGUGGCCUCAGUGGGCUGUCAGGUAUUCAAACCUAGCCUGAUAUCUUGGUUGGAGGAAGAAUUGGAGUUGACAAAAGGGGAACAAGGUGUUCUCCAGGAAUGGGAAUUUAAUACCAAAGGAACAGCACAUCUGCCUGCUAUCUUUGGGUCAGAUACCUCAAAUGACAUAGAACUGGCAAGAAGUCACCAUGAAGGGCAACUCUGUGACUUUAACCAGUGUGACACAGUCUCCAGUGAAGACACAGGCAUUCAGAUACCUAUGAGAACUGAAAAUACAGGGAACAGUUCUGAGUGUAAUCGGAACGGAAAACACUUCCUUCCUCUGCACUGGAGGAGCUCUGUUGGAGACAAACUUUCUACAUUGAUUCAAUGUGAAAAACCCUUCAGCCUGACUUCCGAUGUUUGCCAGAGAAGGAGAAUACAAGACAGAUCUGAUGAAUGCAGUGAUUAUGACCAACCCUUCAUCAGUCAGUCACAGUUGCAGGCUCAUGGGCCAACUCCUAGUGAAGAAAAACCAUCUGAUUUGGAGCAGAGUGGGAAAGCAUUUACUGACUCCACAACUCAGGCUGUACCUACGCAAACACAGACUACAGAAAAACCCAGUGAAUAUGAGGAAUGUGGAAAAUUGUUCAUGUAUCCUUUCUACCUUAAUAAUCAUAUGCAAAAUGACACUGAGAAGAAAUCCAAUGAGUGGAAGGAAUGCGGGAAAGCCUUCCCUGAGCCCUCAGGCGUAACUGCACAUGUGCAGAGUAACACAGGGGAGAAGUUGUAUGAGUGCAAGGAAUGUGGGAAAGCCUUCAUUACAUCCUCUCGACUUAGUGAGCACUUAAGGAGUCACACAGGGGAGAAACCCUAUGGAUGUUAUGAAUGUGGUAAAGCCUUUGCCUCUUCUUCAUAUCUUACUGCACAUUUAAGAACGCAUACUGGGGAGAAGCCGUUUGUGUGUCCAACAUGUGGGAAAGCUUUUACCCGAUCUUGUUACCUUCGUGUUCACAUGCGAACUCACACUGGAGAGAAACCUUACGAAUGCCAGGAAUGUGGGAAAGCCUUUACUGGGCGCUCAUGGCUUACUAUACAUUUACGAACACAUACUGGAGAGAAGCCCUAUGAAUGUAAGGAGUGUGAUAAAGCCUUCACUAGCUUUGCUUUACUUAAUGAACAUAUAAAAACUCACACUGGUGAGAAGCCCUUUGUAUGUAACGUAUGCACAAAGUCUUUCCGAAACUCCUCAUGCCUUAAGACCCACUUUCGAAUUCACACUGGAAUAAAACCCUAUCAGUGUAAGGACUGUGGGAAAGCUUUCAGUGGGCGUGCAGGCUUCACGAAGCAUGUACUCACUCACACUGGGGAGAAGCCUUAUGAAUGUAAGGAGUGUGGGAAAACUUUCCGUACAUCCUCAGGCCUUACUGAACAUGUAAGAAUUCACACGGGAGAGAAACCCUUUGAAUGUUACCAAUGUGGGAAAGCCAUGGCUCAUUCUUCAUCUCUUGUUGCACAUUUGAGAACUCAUACUGGAGAGAAGCCUUUUGAGUGUAACAUGUGUGAGAAAGCAUUUACAAGUUCUUCCUACCUUCGUGUUCACAUGCGUUCUCACACUGGAGAGAAACCUUAUGUGUGUAAGGACUGUGGGAAAGCAUUUAUUGCACACUCGGGCCUUAGUCAACACUUACGGACACAUACUGGAGAGAAGCCUAAUGAAUGUAAGCAAUGUGCGAAAGCCUUCACUACCGUUCCUCAACUUAAUGAACAUAUAAAAACUCACACUUGUGAGAAGCCUUUUCAGUGCAUGGUAUGUGCAAAGUAUUUCAGAAAUUCCUCAUGCCUUCAGACACACUUUCGAAUUCACACUGGAGAGAAACCCUAUGAAUGUAAGGAAUGUGGGAAGGACUUUGCUGCACGUUCAGGCCUUACUGUACAUCUACGAAGUCACACUGGGGAGAAUUCCUAUGAUUGCAAGCAAUGUGGAAAAGCCUUCAUUACGUCCUCAAGCCUUAUUGCUCACAUGAGAAGUCACAGGGGAGAGAAACCCUUUCAGUGUGACCAGUGUGGAAAAGCCUUUGCUUCUUCCUCAUAUUUCAAUGCACAUUUGAAAACUCACAAUGGAGAGAAGCCCUUUGAGUGUACAGUGUGUGGGAAAGCAUUUACAUGUUCCUCUUACCUUCGCCUUCACAUGCGAAUUCACACUGGAGAGAAGCCUUUUGAGUGUACAUUAUGUGGGAAAGCAUUUUUGUGUUCUUCUUACCUUCGUAUUCACAUGCGAACACACACUGGAGAGAAGCCUUAUGUAUGUAAGGUGUGUGGGAAAGCUUUCACUGAGCGUUCAGGCCUUAGUAAACAUUUACGAACACACACUGGAGAGAAGCCCUAUGAUUGCACAGAAUGUGGGAAAACUUUCACUAGUUAUUCUGAUCUUAAUGAGCAUAAGAAAUCACACUGGAGAGGAACCCUUUCAGUGUAAGGAAUGAGGAAAAUCUUAGAAGUCCCUCAUUCCUUAGUAUCCACAUUUGAAUCUACCAUGUCAAGAAACUAUGAGCAUAAACAGUGUGUAAAGGCAUUGAGCUGUUCAUGUUUACUUCAGAUAUAUGAGAGAACGUACACACUGAAAAGGCACCAUGAGUUUAAGGAAGACAUGGAGUCAUCAUUCAUUCUCAUAAACCAGCAUGUAAGAACUUACUCUGAAGCUACAUAGUGUAAGAAUUAUGCAAAGCUUUUUCUACUUAUAUCUCAAUAUGUGAGAUGUUGGUGAUGGAGAGCAACAUUGUUGAUGUAAGAUGUGGAAAAGUUACAGUUCUGCCAAAUAGUUUGCUGUUCACCUGUGAUUACAUAGUAGAGAAAAAUCAUGAUUAAAGUGAGAAAUGUUAAACUCAUUUUUACAUUAUUUCUCAACCUCAAAGAAACUCUAUUUUCAGAUUAUGGGAAUUGCUUUUCUGUGUCCUGAAGUCUUACAUGCUGAUAGAUCUGGCUUCAUGGAAGGUUCUGUAUAUUUUGGAUGUUACAGAUAUUUUAAAUUUUUUUUAACUUAAAUCUCUGAUUUCAAUUAUAGCUCUUUAUUUUUAAUCUUUAUUAUGAGUGAAAAAUUGUAUAAUUAAGGAGUAUAGUCUGAUUUGACUUAAUAAACAUCCUAAAAUGGUUAUUACAACCCUAUAGUACAUUUAUUACCUCAGUUAUUUGUGGUUUCAUGAAAAUCCUUUUUGCUAUAUAUACAUUGGCAUUAACUAAAUCAUCAUCAUGUAGAUAACAUCUCAAGUACAUAUUCAUCUUGUAAUUCUUAAGUUUUUAUAUUUGACCAGUAUCUCCCCUUUUUUCUCUGACCAUUAGCCCCUAGUGAGUAACUGUUCACAUUUUUGGUUCUUUGAGUUUGAUUUUUAGAUUACACAUCUGGAAAAGACCAUGUGUUUGCCAUUCUGUCUGAUUGUAUGGCAGUUUAAUAUCCUCAGGUUGGACCAUGUUGUCACAGUUGACAGCAUUUCCUUUAUUCAAGGUUCAUUGUUGAGUUUUUACAUAACCACACUUCAUUCAUCUGUCAAGGGAAACCCAGUUAUUACCAUAUGUUAAUUAUGAAUACUACUGCAGUGAAUGUCAAAGAGUAGAUGUCUUCUUGAUUAGUGUUCUUAUUUCUGUAGAUAUAAGCCUGGAAGUGGAUUUGCUGGAUCAUGGUAGUUUUUUUUAUAAAUUAUAUGGAGCAUCCAUAUUUUUUCCCCACAAUGACCUCACAAAUUUAUAGUCUCACCAGUAGUGUACACAGAUUGUUUAUCAACCUUGCCAAAAUGUUUAAUUUUAUUUGAAAGGCAGAGUGACAAAGAUCUGCCAUUUGCUGGUUCACUCCCUGUAUGACUGAAUUGGCUGAGGCUGAGGUAGGCUAAAGCCAGGAAUCCAGAGUUCCAUCUGGGUCUCCUAUGUUGAAUGGCAGGGACCCAAGAACUUGAGCCAUCUGCUACUUUCCCAGGUGCAUAGGGGAACUGCAUUGGAAGUGGAGCAGUCAGAAUUUGAAUCAGUGCUCCAAAAUGGGAUGCCAGAGUUGCAGGUGGCUGUUUAACUCACUGUGUCAAAACACUGGCCCCACAUUUAAUCUUUUUCAAGCCACCUCUUUUUUUUUUUUUUUUUUAAGGUUUAUUUGAAAGAGUUAGGUAGAGGCAGAGAGACAGAAGUCUUCCAUCCACUGGUUUACUCCCCAAAUGGCCACAACAGCUAGAGCUGGGCCAAUCUGAAGCCAGGAGCCAAGAGCUGAUUGCGGGUUUCCCAUGUGGGUGCAGGGGCCCAAGGACUUGGGCCAUCUUCCACUGCUUUCCCAGGCAGUAGCAGAGAGCUGGAUCACAAUUGGGUCAGCUGGGACUCAAACCAGUGCCCAUGUGGGAUGCUGGCACUACAGACAGUGGCUCUACCUGCUAUGCCAGGGUGCCAGCCCCUAAAGCCAUCUUUUUUUUUUUUUAAUAUUUAUUUAAUUGAAAGAAUUAUAGAGAGAGAGAUCAUCUGUUGGUUUGCUCACCAGAUGACUGCAACAGCUGGAGCUGUGCUGAUCAGGAGCCAGGAGCUUCUUCCGGGUCUCCCAUGCGGGUACAGGGGCCCAAACACUUGGGCCAUCUUCUGCUUUCCCAGGCUUUGUAGCAGAGAGCUGGAUUGGAAGUGGAGCAGUUGGAACUUGAACCAGUGCCUAUAUGGGAUGCUGGCACUGUAGGCUGCGACUUUACCCCCUAUGCCACAGCGUGGGUCCCUCUAAAGCCAUCUUAAUGUGAGAUGCUACCCGGUUUGGUUUUGAUUUUAAAUCAAAACAAUGGCCAUUUAUGUAUUGUUAAAUGAUAUUCUCACGAAAGCAUUAUAACAUUCAUAAGAAUAAGCAGGGGAGCACAAAUAGAAUUAUAGUAAUUAAGUCAAAAAAUUUGCCCACAUACAUCAUAAGCCCAGACAAUGAACACUUGAAAAUGUAUUUGAUAAUUCUUAGGAUUAAAGUAGGAUAUUUCUUCCUGGAAAUAGUCUCAGAAAAUAGUCUUGAAAAGGUUCGUUAAAAAAGUAUUUGGGGCCAGCGCUGUGGCACAGUAGGUUAGUCCUCUGCUUGCAGUGCCGGCAUUCCAUAUGGGCACUGGUUCUAGUCCCGGCUGCUCCUCUUUCGAUCCAGCUCUCUGUUAUGGGCUGGAAAAGCAGUGGAAGAUGGCCCAAGCGCUUGGGCCCGUGUACCCAUUUGGGAGACCUGAAAGAAGCUUCUGGCUCCUGGCUUCAAUAGGCUCAGCUCCAGCCGUUGAGGCCAUUUAGGGAGUGAACCAGCAGAUGGAACACUUUUUCACUGUUAACUCCUCGUCUCAAAUAAAUAAAUCUUAAAGAAAAUAUAGAGUUAAAAAAUGUAUUCUUCAAAAAACUUUGCACCAAAAUGUAUGUUUAAAGUCCAUCUUUCUACAGAUUGUAUGUAGUUUUACACUUUUGGAGAUAAACUUUUGGGAGGAAGCUUUUAAGAUUGGUCUUCAGGCUAAAGGGCAUAUGUAUGUUUAAUUUGGCUGACCAUUGUAAAUUCCCUUCCGUAAUCUUGUUCAGUUUGACAAUUGCUAAGUGAACUUUAUGUAAGGUCAUUUACAAAUUUUUCUGGACACAUGGGGAAGAGAUUUUAGUUUGAAGUGGAAGGCACUUGUUUUUAGGAAAGAAAAAUAUGU